This is a messenger RNA of Thalassophryne amazonica, 2976 nucleotides long. Its product is annotated as zinc finger protein 280C-like. Gene Ontology annotation, biological process: regulation of DNA-templated transcription. Gene Ontology annotation, molecular function: DNA-binding transcription factor activity, RNA polymerase II-specific; RNA polymerase II cis-regulatory region sequence-specific DNA binding. The record is from RefSeq and is a predicted model, not a curated record. NCBI's taxonomy places the organism in Eukaryota, Metazoa, Chordata, Actinopteri, Batrachoidiformes, Batrachoididae. Bases 176 to 2698 code for a protein of 840 amino acids. The transcript is spliced from 17 exons.
GUGCACAGUUUCCUACGCCGCGGGGAAAGCGCAGGACACUUUUUCGCGUCGGUUUUUCAAAGCAAAUCCGUGAUAGUGGGUCCAAAUCUUCCAAAGGGCCAGGUGUGUAUGGAACCUUGUGUUUCCAUACUGCUUUGCAUUGAUUUUAAGAAGCUUUGUGUAACAGAGGUUAACAAUGUCAGAACUUUUUAUGGAAUGCGUAGAAGAGGAGCUUGAGCCAUGGCAGAGGAAAGCUCCAGAAGUCCACUUGAUAGAUGACGACGAUGAUGAUGAUGAUGAACCUAUCUUUGUUGGAGUCCUCAGUACAAACAAAAAGGAUGAUAAGCAAAGCCCUACACCUCAGCAGCGGAUCAGUGCAGGAAGACAUGAAAUAAAAGCUUCAGCUCCUCAGGGUGCCAUGGGCUCCUCACCAGUUGUCCUGCCUCUGAGUGUAGCUGGAAAUGCAGUGAAUUCUACAAAACCUAACGUAACUCCACAACCUGUUAUUGUCAAUAACCAGGUAUUUUCAGAACAGUGUAUAGACACCCCCACCCCAUCCCAGGGCUUCAUUGUAGCUUCAAAUCAACUCGCCAGCAAUCCAGAGUUCAUGGCCUCUCUUGGGAAACAAUAUCCUCCUGGAACUUCAUUUACAAUUGUACCAGCCGGUCAGCAAUUGUUCCAGCAAGUCUCUCCAGCAACAGUGAUGCCUGGUGUUGUCCAUAGACCUCAGGUGCAGCAAAUCAGCAAUAAUGUUGUGACUUUGUCUAAUGUCCAGAGCCCAGCUGUGUAUUCAACGCAGUCUAACCAGCUGCAAUCCAACUGGUCUAAAGCGCAGUCUAAUCAGUCCUUUUCUGUGUCUACUAAGGCCGUCAGCCAUAAUGCAGAGCUAGGAAAAGUAACUGCACCAGUGGAAAAUGGGAUCAUAAGGAAAAAGUGCCCAAGGUGCCAAUUAGAGUUUCUUCAACAAGAGGACUUGAAAAGUCAUAUGAUGAGUUGCCGGGCAACCCUUCCAUCAGUCGUGAAUAUUGGUGCAAACAAGCAUGUCAUGCUGGUCUCAGACUUCUACUAUGGCCGAUUUGAGGGCGAUGCCAGUAAAAAAGACAUGCAGAAGACCAACACCACUUUCAAGUGCCAGAGCUGUUUAAAAGUACUGAAAAACAAUGUCAGAUUCAUGAACCAUAUGAAGCACCAUCUGGAGCUGGAAAAACAGAAUAGCGAAAGCUGGGAAAGCCACACAACUUGCCAGCAUUGUUACCGACAGUACCUGACUCCAUUCCAGCUGCAGUGCCACAUUGAGAGCGCUCACAGUCCAAUUGAAUCUUCAACCAACUGCAAGAUAUGUGAAUUAGCAUUUGAGUCGGAGCAUGUCCUGUUGGAACACAUGAAAGAUACCCACAAGCCUGGGGAAAUGCCUUACGUCUGCCAGGUGUGCAAUUACAGGUCCUCUUUCUUCUCUGAUGUUGAGACACAUUUCCGGAGUGUUCAUGACAACACAAAAGAUCUCCUGUGUCCUUUCUGUCUCAAAGUUAUUAGAAGUGGUCAUAUGUACAUGCAGCAUUACAUGAAACAUCAGAAAAAAGGGAUUCAUCGAUGUGGAAAGUGCAGACUGAAUUUCCUUACGUACCGGGAAAAAGUGGAACAUAAUAAUGUCCACAAGACGUUCAGAAAACCCAAAGCCCUAGAGGGCCUUCCACCAGGAACAAAGGUGACAAUCCGAGCCUCUUUCAUAGGAAAGAUGCCUACAUUUCCCAACUCUCCUGAUCGUUCUGGUUUUGUCAGUCAAGAAAUGAUGCAGUGUAGUCCAAAAGUAUUUCCUCCAAUAAAUCUUCUGAAGUCUGGAGCAGGAAAGGCAAAGUCCUCUCUGAUGGGUGUAUCAAAGGCAAAAUCAGAAACCUCUGGAGCAAGAAAAUCCAAGAUCCUUCUCAACAGCGCAUCCAGAUCGAAAGUGCACAACCUGUCACUCAAGGAUCUCAGAAUCGAAAGUGGACGUUACACAUGUGUAGAGUGUGACACACGCAUUGAUGACUUCUUUUCUCAUUUUCCAAUUCUUUCAAAUUGUGGUGCAUGCAAAUAUCGCACCAGUUGCAAAAUUUCCAUUGGGAAUCACAUGAUAAGGUUUCAUAAUACGCUACCUAAAAACAGAUUUUUAAAAGUAAAAAAUCGGAGAAAUCCAUCAACAUUCAAGUGUACCCUAAUGUGUCUUAACUGUAAGCUCCGUGUGAAAGCAUCAGGUGGUGACGUGAUGACCAAACAUUUAACUGAGAGACCAAAUCACCAAUGCAGAGUCAUUCACGAGAAAGGUGCUAAAACCAAACCUCAGUAUGUCAUUGUGGAGCACCAACCAAUAGAGUUGGAUGCUGAGACAUUGGGUGAGUCUGCAACUGAAAUCAACGCGACACCGGUUGAAACGGUUACACCUGGAAGUGAUACACUUGCUCGUAUUGUUGAUCAGCCAGAAAAGUCAUCAGUAGCUGAGAAUCAGGAUGCCACUUCUGAAGAAAUGAUUAUUGAAGAUUCUUCUGAAAAGGAAUUGACAGAGUCAUCUGUACCCAGUUCCUCAUCUCCUGUUCCUACGGACGCGGUCUCUGAUCCCACUGAUAAGCCGAUGGGUGACUCUGAGGGUGUGGAUUCCAAAGAGAUGCUCACUGUAGCGCAAUCCCCCGUCUCACUGAUUGAACCUGAGCAUCAGGUGGAGGAGCAGCAUCUUAAAUCUGAGUGAAGACUGACUUUGCCAAAACAAUCCAACAGGAUAAAAAGAAAUCCACACUAAACUGUGACUCUCCAAAGUCUAUGUGUUGGGCCAGCCAAUGUUAGCAAGUAAGGACAAUAUUCUAUUGCAUAUUCGGCUAUCCUGGCAACUUCUUGUUGCAUAAAUAAUGUUGAAUGUGUAAUUAUGAAUGUUUACCAAAAAGUACUGAUUUACCCUUAAAAUAUGACCGUUCAUAUGAACGUAGUCAUGUUAGUGACAUAGAAAAAUAAAUGCCCAAAUUCUUCACA